AUGUUUGCGGUGAGCGAACUAAUCUACAGUAUUCUUGCAUAAAUUAUGUUGCAUGAAUAAUGAAGACAAAAUCUUAUCAAAUAAUAUAAUUUCCAGUCAUUACUCAAUGAAAGCAUAUAUCAAGUUACUUCUGUUAUUAAUAAAAUUUAUGGAUAACAAAUAUUUUAUCUUAGGAUGAUGCUUGUGGUCAUGCAAAAAUUGAUUUGAAAAGAUGUGCUGCUCAAUUUUUGGUCAAAAUCCAAACACGAUCCAAAAUUUCAAAGGUAUGCCCAAUGCAAAUGAGUUAUAUACCAAAUUGUGUUUUCUAGAAAAUAUCCAUACUCUCCCCAGAGAAGAGACUGGAAAUUGCAACUUGGGAUAGAGGGCUUCAAGUUGCCUAAAUUUCAGGGGAUAGGGCAGCUCAGUGCCUGAUUUAUGAACUAUAAUUUGCGAGCAGGGUAAUUUUUAAUGCAUUUGCAACAGUUUGUUAGUUGUUCCAUAUUUAGAUAUUUUUAUUCACAUUUCUUCUCGCACGGGUUCUCCCCAAGCCUUUAUAGUAAAAAUAAAGAUGUAAAUUACAGUAAUAUUUGAAAAUUACUGUCGUUUUCUUGUAACUUUAAACUGUAGCACUAGCAAGAAUCAUAUUCUGCAGCAUAAAUAGGUGAUAGCCCAAAUUAAUUGCACAACCUUUGGCCAUGCAGAAUCAAUGAAAAUAUACUAAAAUGAUAUCAGUAUAUUACAGUUAAAACGGAAAUACCUGCAGUACACACUUGCGCUUGUGUACAGUAGUUUGUUGUGUAUUACUGUAUCUGCUAAAAAAAUGUUUGUUCAAAAAUCGUGCAUUAAGAUAUAACUAAUAACUGUAAUGGAAUUUAUUGAUUAGCCAACACAUAUUCCAUCCAAAAUAAUGCUAACAAACAAACAUAAUUCAAGAAUAAGCAGCUUCUUGUUGGUUAAUUUCCCCACACAUGCAUUUGUACAGAAAUACAGUAUUACACAACGAACUACAGUAACGGAAGUGUGUAGGUAUUUCCGUUUUUCCUGUAAAUAGCGGACAUAUUAUCCAGUUGAAGCUGGUUGCCUUACUACCCUGCAUUUUUAGGUUGCCGUAAAUAACAUUGUCCAAGAGACAAGUCAAUUGGUUGACAAUGUUAAGAGUCAUUUAAAACAAAAGGUAACAGAAUGUAUAGCUGCAAAUGAUGGGUUGACCCAACAGUCAAUAGAUGAAGUAUUUGAAGGAUUUGAGGAUCCCUUCUCAAACCUUCAAACUGCCAAUGCACAAUCAUCGUUUAUUCAAAAGAACAUGAAAUAUGUUCAGCCGGUUGAAUAUAUCCUUGGUAGAAAUAUUGGGUUCAAGAACAAAGGAAACAAGUGGCAGAUGUGUGAAACAGAUGACACAAUGGUUUAUAUUCCUAUCCUAGAAAGCAUCGAGCAACUUCUCUCAAAUCCAAGAACCUAUGAUUUAGUAAGAAACCAUUUGACAAAGUCCAAAGAAGGGAUAUUGUACGAUAUAAGAGAUGGUUUAUGCUGGAAGAGUAACCCUAUAUUCCAGCUAAAUGCUGAUGGUCUUCAAGUAGUUCUAUACCAUGAUGAGGUAGAGCUGUGCAACCCUCUGGGAAGUCACAUGGGAAAACACAAGGUCGAUUUGUACUAUUAUUCAUUGGGUAACAUUGAUCCAAGGUUUCGGUCAAAACUUUGCGCAAUCAGAUUGGUCGCCAUUGUUAAGGCACGCGAUGUUGCUAAAUAUGGUCAUGGUAAAAUAUUGACACCAAUUGUGAAUGAUUUGGAGAAACUAGCUGCUGGUCACAUUUUUGACAUAGAUAGAUGUUCAGUGAAGUUGUAUGGUGCUGUGGUCAGUUGUAUCGGUGACACAGAAGGACAGCAUCAAUGGGGUGACUUCAAGGUGGGCGUUGGAUUUGCGCAUCAGAAGUGUCGAAACUGUCUUUGUAGGUUUGAAGACAUGCAAGAGAAAUUCACUGCCACUCAGUUCACUUUGCGAAAUUUGGCCCAAUAUGAACAGCAUUGUCAAGAUAUUGAAGAUGCACCAACAGAAGCCAUGAAAAAGGACCUCCAAACAACAUAUGGAAUUGUGGACAGGAGUAUCUUAAGUGAACUUAGUCAUUUUGAUAUCACUGCACAACUCCCCCAGGAUAUCAUGCAUGUGCUGCUUGAAGGAACUGUGCAAUACGAAGUUCGUUUUAUAUUGCAACAUUUCUUUGACGCGGGCGUCAUUACACUAAAACAGUUGAACAGUUUAGAUUAG
Paramuricea clavata is the source of this 2242-nucleotide messenger RNA. Lineage: Eukaryota; Metazoa; Cnidaria; Anthozoa; Malacalcyonacea; Plexauridae. The record is from the annotation of a GenBank genome assembly.